Messenger RNA from Camellia sinensis, 396 nucleotides. NCBI's taxonomy places the organism in Eukaryota, Viridiplantae, Streptophyta, Magnoliopsida, Ericales, Theaceae. The record is from RefSeq and is a predicted model, not a curated record.
AUGGGCAUUCACUUUAUCCUUCUAAGCAUAGCCAUUAUGGUCUUAGCUUCUACAAUUGUCUGUGUUACUGACUCAAGUCCUCUACAAGACUUCUGCGUUGCUGUUAAUGACUCUAAAUCUGCAGUUGGGGAAGGAAUUAGGAUGGAGGAGGGGAUUAAGAUGGAGGUUGGAAAGGGGAUUGGGAUUGAGGAGGUGGAGGUGGAGUUUAAUGAGGGAAAGUCUAAUGCAAUAGCUCUUUCUGGCCUAAGUAGCCAAAAUCCCGAUGUCAUUACCGUUGCUAAUGCGGUGUUUGGGUCAAAUCCAAAGAUUUACGUUAAUGUUCUAGCCAAGGAAUUCCAAGUGGACAAAAAGGUGGUGGACAAUCUUCAAACUCAAUUUUGGUGGCCCAACAAUUAG